ACGCUGGACUGCCGCUCUUGCAAGAGGGUCCAAAGGCUCGCGUCACCGCGACGGUUGCCGCGCUGCCGAGCGGUUCCAGGAGCCAUGUCCACGUCGCCCAUGGAGCUUGAUGUGGACCUGGGUCCGAUGCCCAAGGAAGGAGAACGCUUCCUGCUGCAAGGCCUUCGUGGGCUAUUGGAAUGCCAAGAGCUUUGUGAUGUGGUCUUGGUGUCCCGAGGUGGCGCUGCCUUCCCUGCACACCGAGCAGUCUUGGCGGCCAGCAGCCCCCAGAUGCGAGCCCGAGUGGCGCAGCCAACAGAGCAGGUUGAUGGACUCCCGGCAAUACAGCUGGAGGUGGAGCAUUCGGAGGCAGUCAAAGCCCUAAUUGACUGUGUAUAUGGCACAGAGGGUGAGGACUGUGAUGGGUGCUACAGUCCCAGCUCAGAGGCGGCCAAUCGAGAUGUGCUGACACUGGCCCGCCAGUUUGAGUUGUCUGCACUCGAAGAUCGUGCAUCACGAUGGCUUGCCCGUAACUUAACGACGGCCAAUUUGCUCGAUCGCCUUGGCACCUGCGAGAGGUUCGGCUUGAAGGAUGUCAAGGAGAAGAUCCUUGAGCAGCUGACUGCCAACACAGACGUCUUGUAUGAGUUGGUCAGCAACCCAUCUGUGCAAUCUGUGCCUGGAGUGUUGCAAGACCUACUACUGCGAGUACUUCAGCUUCUAGGUUGUGGACCUUCAGUCGGUGGUACCGCCACCAAAGAUCAGCCACCAAAAGCAGAGGUAGAAGCAUGAUGAUGUGGCUUUGAGAGGGGCUGUAAUAGCUGCUGCUAGAGUGAUUGACUUCAUGAGUUCAGGCUUCUUGUUCGACUGUG
Molecule: messenger RNA, 851 nt
Organism: Durusdinium trenchii
Lineage: Eukaryota; Dinophyceae; Suessiales; Symbiodiniaceae
Source: the annotation of a GenBank genome assembly